Molecule: messenger RNA, 519 nt
Organism: Hevea brasiliensis (rubber tree)
Lineage: Eukaryota; Viridiplantae; Streptophyta; Magnoliopsida; Malpighiales; Euphorbiaceae
Exons: 1
Coding region: 1-519 (172 amino acids)
Source: RefSeq, a predicted model, not a curated record
AUGGAAUCGGAAGCAUCUACCACUACUAAAACUGACAAUAGCAACAAAGAUCCCACAUGGAAAUAUGUGCACUUGGUGAAUCCAAACAAUAGAAAUGAUGUUGCUUGUAACUUUUGUAGCAAAGUUACAAAAGGAGGGAUAUUUCGAGCUAAACAACAUUUAGUUGGAGGAUUUCGAAAUGCUACAAUAUGUAAGAAGUGUCCAACACAUGUGCGUAAAGAGCUACAAGAGUAUAUACAGCAAAAGGCUUCAGCAAAAACCUUAGUUAAAUUGCCUGAUUAUGAGGAUGUUGAAAUUCUUGGAGAUGACGAAGAUGAAGAUGAUGUUGGGACAAUUCUUAGAGGCUCAAAAGGAAAUAGUAAGGUUCAAAAGAAGGCAAGGACAAAGGGUCCAAUAGAUUUAUAUUUUUCCAAAAGUGCUGCAAAGGCGGUGCAAGAUAGAAAAAAUUCAAAGCUAAAGCAAACCACUAUUAAUGAGGCAUGUAAAAGGGAAUUGCGAAAAAAACAUGUAAGGAUAUAG